AUGUCUGACUCUGAAAGCUACAACUCAACAUCAGCUGACCAGGCUGCUCCUCCCCAGCGCCCUGACUAUGUCUUGAACGACCAUAGACAGCAAAGGGAGAACUUGCCUCCUCCAGAUGAGGAGCCCUCCAUGCCUUCUGCUGGCUUUGCUUCAACCAGCACUGGCCAGCCUCCAAAUGCGAGGCCUAGACGGAACUAUGAGAUUCCUAGAGUCCGCCGCAACACUCGUUCUCAGUCGGUGAGCGAGGCGGUUUCGGCUGAAGAUGCUGCUUACUUGAUGAGAAGAUCAAGCAGACACUCACGCAGCUCUUUGGAGAGACAAGAUGCUCUCAACCCCUUGGGUAGACAACGUACCAAUGAUACGUUUGCUUCGGACCUCCACCCUCCUCAGUUCACUAAGCGUGAAAGAAGACCUUCCAAGGGCUCUGUCGAUAGCGAUGCUGACUCUCACGCUUCCAGAACUUCUCAGGAGACUGAAGAGGAUGUCUGUUUCCCUAUGUUGCGUGAGCAUGUGCGUGUCAACGGUAUUGACUUUGAUGAGAUUGAAGAAUUCAUCAAGGAAGAGCGUGAAAACGCUGAACAACUUAGACAGCAGGAGAGAAUGAUUGCUCAGAACUUUGGCUGGGACCCCCAGGCAUCAGUCGGAAGAUCUACCGGAAACUCUUUUUCCGAGAGACCUUUGAGCAAGAAUGCUACAAAGUACACACCUAAGCACAUUCUUAACAAGAUGAGAAAUGGUGAGCUGCCAGAGAACUCUGACAAGGGUGCUUCCGUCCAAGGUAUCACUACCGACAAGGGCAGACACGGCUCUGAGUCUUCUGACUCUGCUCUUUACGAGAAGAACGCUCCUGAAGAUGACGAGUCUUUUGUCGUGAAGUUUGGCGGUGCAAAGAUCAACGAGGAUGGUGAUGUAGGCUUGCCCGAACGUUACUCCUUCUUCCAUUCGGACAAUGAGGAGACUGUGCAUGCCCCAGAUAUUCCUUCUUUGGUUGCUCCAGGCCAGACCGUCCAGGAGUUGUUUAAGAACGGUGAUGGUACUUGGUGGUUGGAUGUUACUUGUCCAACUGAUGCCGAGGUGAAGACCUUGGCUAAAGCCUUUGGAAUCCAUCCUUUGACCGCUGAGGAUAUUAGAAUGCAAGAGACUCGUGAGAAGGUCGAGUUGUUCCGCAGCUACUACUUUGUUUGUUUCCACACUUUUGAGCCAGAUAAGGAAUCUGAGGACUACUUGGAGCCAAUCAACUUCUAUAUCGUUGUAUUCAAGGAGGGUGUGUUGACUUUCCACUUUGCUCCCGUUCCUCAUCCUGCUAAUGUGAGAAGAAGAGUUAGACAAUUGAGAGAAUAUGUUGAUGUGAAUGCUGACUGGCUCUGUUACGCCAUGAUCGAUGACAUCACUGAUGGUUUCGCUCCAGUCAUCAUGGGUAUUGAAUACGAGGCCGAUGCAAUCGAAGACUCGGUUUUGACUGCUCGUGAGAUGAACUUUAGUUCCAUGUUGCGUAAGAUUGGUGAAGCUAGAAGAAAGGUCAUGACUUUGAUGCGUCUUCUUUCUAACAAGGCUGAUGUUAUCAAGAUGUUUGCUAAGAGAUGUCAAGAUGAGAACUACUAUGGUCCACGCACCUACGAAGAUUUCAGUCCACCACCAAAGUCUGGCAACGAGUCCGCUCAUCACUCUGAUUUCAACCAGCAAAGAGGAAAGGUCGCUCAGCCAAGAGCCGACAUUGCUUUGUACUUGGGUGAUAUUCAAGAUCACGUUCUUACCAUGUAUCAGAACUUGGGAGCCUAUGAGAAGAUUUUUAGCAGAUCGCACUCUAACUACUUGGCUCAAUUGCAGGUGGAGUCUUUCAACGCUAACUUGAGAGUCACAGAGAUUUUGGGAGGUGUUACUUUGCUUGGUACUUUGAUCUUGCCAAUGAACUCGGUGUUCUCUGCAUUUGGUAUGAACGUUGAAGUUCCAGGACAAGGCGCCACAGGUGUCAACUGGUUCUUUGCUAUCAUUGGUGUUCUGUUGGCUGUCGUGAUUUCUAUGCUUUGCUUCGUCAGAUUCUAUUUGAAGUCUCGUGAGAGACUGAUCAUCAAGCAGGAGGACGAAAAGAGAUCCAUUAGAAGCUUGGGUAUGAAGAUCAAGUCCAGAUCUAGAGAUGCUGCUAAGUCUAUUAUCAGUUUCCCUAAGGGCUACGAUUGA
Messenger RNA from Candidozyma haemuli, 2178 nucleotides. RefSeq names its product Mg(2+) transporter (gene ALR1). The record is from RefSeq and is a predicted model, not a curated record. Gene Ontology annotation, molecular function: magnesium ion transmembrane transporter activity. The transcript has a single exon. Lineage: Eukaryota; Fungi; Ascomycota; Pichiomycetes; Serinales; Metschnikowiaceae. Gene Ontology annotation, biological process: intracellular magnesium ion homeostasis; magnesium ion transmembrane transport. The coding region runs from base 1 to 2178 and encodes 725 amino acids. Gene Ontology annotation, cellular component: plasma membrane.